Molecule: messenger RNA, 558 nt
Organism: Centruroides sculpturatus (bark scorpion)
Lineage: Eukaryota; Metazoa; Arthropoda; Arachnida; Scorpiones; Buthidae
Exons: 1
Coding region: 1-558 (185 amino acids)
Molecular function (GO): nucleic acid binding
Source: RefSeq, a predicted model, not a curated record
AUGCAUCUGUAUCACAUGCAGUGUGUCCAGGCAUUGCAACCGGAUGAUUAUGCACCUCAUAUUGCUUUCGCACAAAGGUACCUUGGAAAGUGUGCUACAGAUCCCAGUUUCCCUGCUAAAGUGUUAUUUACCGAUGAGGCAUCCUUCACAAGGAAAGAAAUACUCAACACUCAUAACGCCCAUUUCUGGAUGGAGGAGAACCCGCAUACAAUACAACAUCGUGCAGAACAGAGUCGGUUUUCGGUUAAUGUUAGGGCCGGUAUUGUGGGGGAUCACCUCAUUGGACCUUACCUGUUGCCACUUAGUAUAACUGGAAGUAACUACUUGAUCUUUCUGCAGCAAGUAUUACCACAACUUUUGGGUGACAAACAGAUUUCUGCAUCAACACAACAAAUAAUGUGGUUCCAACAUGAUGGAGCCCUGUCCAUUUCAGCUGUAGUGUUUGGUAUGUUCAUUAAGUCGAAUGAGUUAAACGCAUUAGUAACAAAUCAGUCGAAAAGUAGUAGUCUCGCUCAGUGCGCAUGCUCUGCGGUGAUGACGUUUCGAACAAAACUCUAA